Messenger RNA from Aspergillus affinis, 2910 nucleotides. RefSeq lists its product as uncharacterized. NCBI's taxonomy places the organism in Eukaryota, Fungi, Ascomycota, Eurotiomycetes, Eurotiales, Aspergillaceae. The coding region runs from base 1 to 2910 and encodes 969 amino acids. The transcript is spliced from 5 exons. The record is from RefSeq and is a predicted model, not a curated record.
AUGAGAAAACUCGUAUUUCUAUCUACCUUGCUGCUACCGCAGUACGGACUGGCGGCAGUGAACGAUCAAGUCAAUGCGGACCUGGAUUAUGGGAGCUUUGAGAGCCCCUCGAGCCGUAUCCGGCCUCGUUUUCGGUACUGGCUUCCAGAUGCCAGCGUGAAUGCGACCAUUGUACAGGAGAAUAUCAAAAGUGCAGGAGCUAUUGGGGCCGGUGGCGUCGAGUUCGUUCCCUACUACAAUUACGGAGAGUCGGUGCCUGAGGCAGACUGGUCGAAGUAUGGAUUCGGGACGCCUGAUUUUGUGGACAUCUUCGAGGCUGCUCUCCGGGCUCAUAAGGAUGCGGGUAUGGUGAUGGACUUUUCGAUUGGACCAGCUGCAGGACAGGGGGUGCCAGCCAGCGUUGACGAUGAAGGUCUCCAGUGGGACUUGUCAUAUGCAUCAGCUGCUGUCCCAUCGAAUGGCGUCUUUAAUGACCUGGUUCCUGGCUGGGGCCAAGGAGAGCUGGUGGCAGUGGUCUCAGCCCAAGUGCUGUCCAGUCGAAACCUGAGCAAUCCCGGAGCUGGAAUCCCCAUCUUCGAGACACAACCGAACUACACACAAUAUAAGCUCAAGAAUGCGACUUUACAGGAAUGGUCACGGAAUGUAUCUUCGGCAGGCCAACUGCAAUCGACUUUUGACCACGGAUCAUUUGCUGUGGACCACUACAGUGCCCGAGGCGCACAGACGGUCACUAGAUUCUGGGAAAAGCAUAUCCUUAAAGACGAGGUCAAAUCGCUUCUUGCUGCAGUUGGCAAUUAUGGCUGGGAGGAUAGCAUUGAGAUCGAAUCGAAUAUGUCGUGGACUCGCGCCCUUCCGGAAAUCUUCUUGAAAAAGCACGGCUACAGCCUCAAGACGUAUCUUCCGUUGAUAAUGUACAAGAACAACAACAUCAAUAUCCAGAGUGGUGCACCGGGUACGAUUCAAUGUGUGCUGGAUACUCCGGAUCAAGGCAUCGGCUAUAUCAAUGACUUCCGAAGUGCGCUGCAGGAGGGAUACCGCGCUUACCUUCAGCACCUGACCGACUGGGCCAACGAGAUGAGUUUGCAGUUCUCGUCGCAAGUCUCGUACAAUUUGCCUCUAGAUGCGCUGGCAAGUAUACCCGUGGUGAACGCGCCCGAAUGCGAAAGCUUGCAAUUUAAAGACAAUGUUGAUGGAUACCGUCAAUUCGCGGGCCCUGCCGUUCUGACCGGAAAACGGGUCAUCUCCAAUGAAAUGGGAGGCGUCGAGUCAAAGGGAUACCAGCACAGCAUCACCGACCUAUUGUGGCAAAUCAGUCGUGCCGUCUCCGGAGGCGUCAAUCAGGUUGUGCUGCAUGGGCAGACCUACACGGGCGAUUACCUUGCCACCACAUGGCCCGGGAACACGCCAUUCUGGUAUCUGUUUGCUGAUUUAUUUUCGGAGAAACUUCCAUUUUGGGAUCACGGUCUAUCAGAGGCCCUCAAUUACAUGGGGAGAGUGCAGUACAUCCAGCAAAAAGGACAGCCCAAGAUCGACGUGGUUGUUUACAACAAGGACUCAGCUACAGAUGGGUAUUGGCCGACUGUCUACAACGAGACCGACCUUUCCAAGCAAGGUUUCACAUACUCAUAUCUCUCACCCGACAAUUUCGCCCUACCGCAGGCUCACGUAAAGAAUGGCUCCCUUGCACCUGAAGGCCCGAACUUCCGCGCGAUGGUCAUUCUUAGCUCAGCUAAUCUGACCAGCCAAGCAGUGCGAGACAUUAAGUCUUUUGCGCGCGCUGGAUUGCCGAUCAUUCUGUCAGGUGGUCUUCCAAACGCGUACAUCUCCAAGGAUGGAAACACCGAAGGUUUGACGCGGGAGAUCUCGUCUCUACGAGAAACAAGUAAUGUCCAUAUUGUUUCCUCGGGAAAGACUGCGACGCAGCUUCUUGAUCUCGGAAUCACACCACGCGUGCAAUUACAGAGUAAUGGGACGUGGUAUCCGACCUGGAGGACUCAUCAGGAUGGUACUGAGUUUGUGUAUCUCUUUUCCGACAUCGACGAGUCAACCGGCAAUAUCAGCGUGGCGACAACUAAGCGACCUUAUAUCUUCGAUACCUGGACCGGAAAGCAAACCCCUGUUCUUGAGUACGAGCAAAAGGCCGGACGUACCGUGAUCCCGCUUCAGUUGGUAGGAAACCAAACCGUUAUCAUCGGCUUCGUACCGGGCGGAAACAGUUCACCCCACGCAACCCAGGUACCAUCUUCAGUCAUUGGAUAUAAGUAUGGCAACAGCGCUAGAGAUUUGCAAGUUCACAUUUCCGCUGAUUCAGACGAUACCCCCCUUACACUGUCAAACGGCAAGACCAUCGAUCACACGACCAAAAGCCCAAGUGAACCAUAUACACUAUCCAACUGGACCCUGACCGUGGAGCACUGGAAGCGUCCCUCGAAUCUCUACGACGCAUCCACCAUCGCCGUGAAGCACAAUACAACCCACCACCUCCCAUCUCUCAUCUCUUGGCAGCAGAUCCCAGCCAUUGCCAACGCCUCCGGUCUAGGCUACUACUCCACCUCAUUGACCUGGCCUCCCGCCUCCAACGAGCGCCAAUCCGCCGACGGUGCCUACCUUUUCCUUCCCAAGACGCCCAACGGCGCGCGCGUGUUCAUCAACAACAACCGCGUCCCCGCUUUCGACUAUAAUGCACCGAAGAUUGACAUCGGAGAAUACCUUGUCCGCGGUCGGAAUGAGGUUCGCGUCGAAGUGCCCUCCACCAUGUGGAACUAUUUACGGACCAUGCUGGAUAAACUGAAAAGUGCCGGUCGGUCGCCGGAGUUCGAGCUGAUGGAGAUGGACGUUCCAGGAACCGUGGAUAACGGGCUUAUUGGCACUGUACGUGUCGUGCCGUAUGUUUCUGUGCGGGUGCUGUGA